This is a messenger RNA of Naumovozyma dairenensis CBS 421, 1407 nucleotides long. RefSeq lists its product as uncharacterized. Bases 1 to 1407 code for a protein of 468 amino acids. Gene Ontology annotation, biological process: endoplasmic reticulum inheritance; mRNA transport. Lineage: Eukaryota; Fungi; Ascomycota; Saccharomycetes; Saccharomycetales; Saccharomycetaceae. The record is from RefSeq and is a predicted model, not a curated record. The transcript has a single exon.
AUGAAUGCUAUAAGACAAACACAACUCAAGACAAACCAAGAGAAGUUGGUAUCAAUUCGUGGAGAGAAGUAUACAGUAGGAUUAUAUAGAUAUACGCCAACAAUGAGCAACGGGAAUCCCACUACUGCAGAGUUUACGUUUGAGUCUACAGGGUUUUUGUCACCCAUUAAGCAACAAACUCACACUCAACAAUCACAUAUGAUGGAUCUACAAAUGGGCACGCCAUUGGGUUAUAACCAUCCCAUGAGCAGUAGUAAUGGUACUGGCAUUGGUAAUGGAAAUGCCAACGGGAAUGGAGGGUCCCCAUUGAAACUGCAAAUACACAAUGACGCUCCAAUGUCAACAUCAACUUCAACGUCACCGUCACAAAUACCGAAUGGCUCCUCUUCAACAAGAAUUAUUGAAACGUUACAUGAUAAAGUUGAUGAUUUGACAAAGACUAACAUUCAGUUGACGUUACAAUCUCAAAACCUUUUAGGUAAAUUGGAGAAUUAUCAAUCGCGAUCUACCAAGUUGAAUGAAUCUUUAUCUGUAUUGAAACAUGAACAUGAUAAUUUAACAUCAAUGAUAAAUAGGAAACAAAGAAAAUUAAAUGAUAUUGAAAAUGAAUUAGAGAAAUUACAACAAAAUUAUGAGAAAAUUCAUACGGAAAAUGAUUCAUCAUCAUCUAAAUAUGAUGAUUUUGAUCAAGUGGAGAAAAAUUUACAAUCAGAAAUUGAAAAUUUACAAACUCAAUACGAUAGUUUAUUACAAUCACAAAUACAUUAUAAAGAUCAUUAUUCUAUGGAAUUAAAUUCUAUAAUAUCACAAAUAAAUGAAUUGAAAUCGAAAAGGAAAGAACAACUUCAAAAUCAAUUAAAUAAGGAAUCCAAUAAAUUACAACAACUUCAUGAUAUAAUAAACAAGAUAACUAGCAUUGAGAGCGGUCAUUCAAUGGGUGUUGAUGCGAUGACAAAACAAACAUAUAAAAAUUUGCAACAACAAUAUACAGAUGCUAUUGCGAAAUUAUCAUUAAACUCAUGGGUUCUCAUAUAUCAACAAAGUAAGAAUUCACUUUUACAUUUCAAUAAUAGUAAAUAUUUGAAUCAACUUCAAGUUGCAUUACCACAAGAUUGCCGAGAUAUAAUGAAUGAUCCAAUAUUGGUUGAUUUGGAAACUCACUUAACAAAAUCGUCACCUAUUAUUAAAUCGAGAAACCUUUCACCAAACGUCGGUAAUAGUAGUAGUAAUAAUGCUAACCAAUCUCAUAAGAGAAGAUCAUUUUAUGGUGCUGGUGGAACUCUUAGUGCAUCGGGGUUGGGUAUAUUGCCAGGUACUGUUAAGAGAAAUGGUAACAUGACCAAUAAUGGUGGUUCAAGUAGAAAUUUGCGAGAAAGUAGUAAUAACAUAAGUAUAAGUAAUAAAUGA